UGUCACUUCACCUACCCUUGUCCUCACUCGCCACACACGAAGCUUUGCUUCAGUAAAACGCCAAAAAAAAUUGUGAUACUCCUCGAGGAAUCGUCAAUGGCUCCUGUUGAUCACGCCGGCGCGGUCGACAGCCGGCUGGAGGAGCUGCUCUCCGGCGGCGGCGGGGCACGGCGCUUGGCGUCCGCGGCGGCGCUGGAGCUGCGACUGCUAGCGCCACUGGCCUUCCCGGCCGUUGUGGUGUACAUGCUGAUCAUCGUGAUGUCUUCAGCCACCCAAAUCGUCUGCGGCCAGCUCGGCAACGUCCAGCUCGCCGCCGCCUCGCUCGGCAACAACGGCAUCCAGGUCUUCGCCUACGGCCUCAUGCUCGGGAUGGGGAGCGCGGUGGAGACGCUGUGCGGGCAGGCGUACGGCGCGGAGAAGCACGAGAUGCUGGGCGUGUACCUGCAGCGCUCGACGGUGCUGCUCACGGCCACCGGCGUGCCGCUCGCCGUCAUGUACGCCUUCUCGGAGCCCAUCCUGCUGCUGCUCGGCCAGUCGCCGGAGAUCGCCGGCGCCGCCGCGGAGUUCGCCUACGGCCUCAUCCCGCAGAUCUUCGCGUACGCCGCCAACUUCCCCAUCCAGAAGUUCCUGCAGGCGCAGAGCAUCGUGGCGCCCAGCGCCUACAUCCUGGCGGCCAGCCUGGUGCUGCACCUGGGGAUGAGCUGGGUGGCGGUCUACAAGCUGGGGCUAGGCCUGCUCGGUGCGUCGCUCACGCUGAGCCUGACGUGGUGGGUGCUGGUGGCGGCGCAGUUCGUGUACAUCCUGAAGAGCCCGAGGUGCAGGGAGACGUGGACCGGGUUCACGUGGGCCGCGUUCGCCGACCUGGCCGGCUUCGCCAAGCUGUCCGCCGCGUCGGCGGUGAUGCUGGCGCUCGAGGUGUGGUACUUCCAGGUGCUCAUCCUCCUCGCCGGCAUGCUGCCCGACCCACAGAUCGCCCUGGACUCGCUCACAGUGUGUACCUCGAUACAGUCAUGGGUGUUCAUGAUCUCCGUGGGCUUCAACGCCGCAGCCAGUGUGAGGGUGGGCAAUGAACUGGGCGCCGGGAACCCCAGGUCGGCGGCGUUCUCCGCGUGGAUUGUCACGGCCAUGUCCGCACUCAUAGCAGCUGUAGCCGCCGUUCUGGUCUUCCUGCUCAGGCACAAGCUCAGCUACCUAUUCACCGGAGGCGAGGCCGUCUCGCGCGCGGUGGCUGAUCUCUGCCCCAUGCUUGUUGCCACCAUCGUGCUCUGCGGAAUCCAGCCCGUGCUGUCAGGUGUGGCUGUUGGCUGUGGGUGGCAAGCAUUGGUGGCCUACAUCAACAUUGGAUGCUAUUAUUUCAUUGGUGUGCCCCUUGGAGUCCUCCUGGGCUUCAAAUUUGACUAUGGAAUUAAGGGACUGUGGGGAGGCAUGAUUGGAGGCACACUUAUCCAAACAACUAUCCUAUUGUGGAUCACAUUCAGAACUGAUUGGAAUAAGGAGGUUGAGGAAGCAAGGAGAAGACUAGACAAGUGGGACGAUGCGAAGCAGCCUCUUCUCACCAACGUGCAGUGAUGAUGCCGGGGCGAAGAUUAAGGUUUAUGCUGCUAAGCAGACAGAUUGAUCCAGCAACCAACUUAUGUUCAGCGUUAUCUCAAUUAUUUUUAGGAGAUGUUUAGUAUCAAUCUAUCAUCUCAUCUGCUACUGCUAACUGCAAUUUUUGUUGAGUCAGCUUCAUAAUGUGAAUAUGUGAUCACGUUCCUUCA
This is a messenger RNA of Lolium perenne, 1760 nucleotides long. Its product is annotated as protein DETOXIFICATION 40. Gene Ontology annotation, molecular function: antiporter activity; xenobiotic transmembrane transporter activity. Gene Ontology annotation, cellular component: membrane. NCBI's taxonomy places the organism in Eukaryota, Viridiplantae, Streptophyta, Magnoliopsida, Poales, Poaceae. Gene Ontology annotation, biological process: xenobiotic detoxification by transmembrane export across the plasma membrane. The record is from RefSeq and is a predicted model, not a curated record.